Molecule: messenger RNA, 1812 nt
Organism: Nelumbo nucifera (sacred lotus)
Lineage: Eukaryota; Viridiplantae; Streptophyta; Magnoliopsida; Proteales; Nelumbonaceae
Source: RefSeq, a predicted model, not a curated record
UUCUUCUCUCUCUCCUUUCUCUCUCCAGUUAGUGAGGUAACCAGAAAAAAAAAAAGAAAAAAAAAUCCAAAAAAUUUGGGCGUCUCAUCAGAGCUCAAACGGGGUUGGCUCCAAGGAAGAAAGGGGGCAUAAUCAGCAAGUUUUAGCUAUUUUGGGGUACUUUCCGAGCUAUCGUAAUCUUGUUGUUAGGUUUGAAGCCUGCAAUUUUGAUUCAAUUUAGGUUUAGGGUUUUGAAGAAUUCUAACAGGUUAUGUUUCUGCGACGAAGCAGGUCAUGAACUUGGGGCUAGGGUUUCGUUUCUGUUCUUCUGCAUAGGAGGGUUUUUGGUUUUUGGUUUUUCUUUUGUUGCUAAUUCUGUUCUAUCGUCGAGGCUGUAAUGCUCGACUGAUGGCAUCGGUGAAUCCACAACCACUGCAAAGUCUUCCUCCUUAUGGAGGCCAUGAAGAUCGUAUGCAGAUCCCUAUUCAGAUCGAUGACGACGAUGGUGGAUACGAAGCUGAUGGAAUUGGUGCCGGGGGUGAUGAUACGAUGGAUGAUGUCGAUGACGUUCAGGUGAAUUCCGGGAAUCCUGUUGAUCAUGGUCUUGCUAUGGUGUCUCGGACCAGUGAGCUGACGCUUUCCUUCGAAGGCGAAGUGUAUGUUUUCCAUGCGGUGACGCCGGAAAAGGUUCAAGCAGUAUUAUUGCUCUUGGGAGGGCGAGAUAUACCUACUGGUGUUCCUAGUAUCGAAUUAUCUUAUCAGAGCAACAGGGGUGUGGUUGAUAUUCCAAGACGCUCAAAUCUUUCACGGAGAAUUGCAUCCUUGGUUAGAUUUCGUGAGAAGCGGAAGGAAAGAAAUUUUGACAAGAAAAUUAGAUACAAUGUAAGGAAAGAGGUUGCACAGAGGAUGCAUCGUAAGAAUGGUCAAUUUGCAUCCUUGAAGGAGAGUUACAAAGAAGGGCUAGCUGCCUCUGGAAGUUGGGAUCCUUCACAGGGUCAGGAUGAUGGUACACCUCGUCCAGAAAUUGUUCUCCGGAGAUGUCAACACUGUGGCAUUAGUGAGAAGUCCACUCCAGCAAUGCGUCGUGGGCCAGCUGGUCCAAGAUCCCUUUGCAAUGCAUGUGGCCUUAUGUGGGCAAACAAGGGAACUUUGAGAGAUCUGUCCAAGGGAGGAAGGAAUGUUUCUUUUGACCAAAAUGAGCCUGGAACUCCAUGUGAAACAAAGGUAUUGCCCAUUGAAGCCGAAAAUCCUUCUACCAACCGGGAUGAGCAGGUAACUCUGAAGGAUCUUCCCAGGAUUACUACAGGAAGUGAGAAUCCUUUGGUCAACCAGGAUGACCAGGGAAGCCCAGAGGAGAUAAAGCCUUUAGCUGUGGAGAUUGGAAAUCCUUCUGUUGAUCAGGAAAACUUAGAUGAUCUUGCAAAUGCCUCUGAAAUAGAGAUUCCUUCCAACUUGGAUGAACAGCCCGACAUGGGUAGCGAUGGCCAGGGAAUCAUCACAUCAAAUGGCCAUGAAAUUGAACCCUAAGUGCAUGUUUGCCACCUGACCGUGAUGAGGAAGUACGUUGCUGGUUGCUACUGACAUUAGACGUCUGGAGAAGGUUUAUGUUCAUAAAAUACUAGGGGAUGAUGUUAUUUGUGUAUGGGAGUCGUGUUGGAAACCAAGCCCAGUGUUCAAAUCUAUGAUAUGUGAUCAAUUUCCUAGUUUUUUUUUUUCUUUUAAUUUUUUUCCUCCUUCCAUUGAAUUCAAUAUUAAAUAUGAUGCCUUUUGGGUUUACCUACGCUUUCGAAAUGUGUAGGUGAUUUGCCCUGGUCUUCUGUUUUUUUGUGGUUA